Messenger RNA from Anopheles coustani, 3412 nucleotides. RefSeq lists its product as uncharacterized. The coding region runs from base 235 to 3072 and encodes 945 amino acids. The transcript is spliced from 8 exons. NCBI's taxonomy places the organism in Eukaryota, Metazoa, Arthropoda, Insecta, Diptera, Culicidae. The record is from RefSeq and is a predicted model, not a curated record.
UCGCGUGCAGUUCGUUUACGGCAAGCUUCGCGCGGAUUACGACGGCGGCGUCAUUUGGCGUUGUUUGGAGGAAAAAUCUCCCACCCCCUUUUCUCUGUGUACUCUCCCCCGGUCCAGAGGGUGAGUGAAAGUUCCCAGAACGGCGCCAAACGCAACAGGUUCGAAAAACAGUGACUUUCCGAGGUGACCACCAAAACCAAAAAGCAAACAAAAACGAAACAAAAACAGCGAAACAUGGCACAUUUCUCGAUCACCGAAAUGCCGGACAUGAAGGUGACGGACACGUUCCCGAAGAGUGGCCGUGUGACGGAAGUGUGCAAAGAAUGGCUCGUGCGGGAAGACGGAGCACUCGCUCUUCAGCUACAAAACCAAGAAAUCAGUGAGCAUUACAGAGGCAAUAAACAGCGCAACCAAAUCGUCCGGCAGGACUUCCCGACCGCACUCUCGGAGCAGAUACGCGAGAAGGAGGAUGCCGAGCGGCAGGCGGCCCUUUACCAUCAGAUGAUAAACGAACAGGAAGAGAUGGAUGCAAAGGUAGCACGCGAAGUCGCGGAACAACUGAACCGUGAGGCCAAACUAAAGCGACAGCUCGAGCAAGAGCGAAGCGAAAUGUUGGUCCGCAAGCUCCAGGAGCAGGCUCUCCUGGGUGAAAGGAGGCAUCCAGCUGGGGCUGCAAAUGGCGCCGUUGCUGGACCGUCCGUGCGACAACAUCCGGUACCGGAGCCACACAGUGCCAACCCGUUCCCGUUACCUCCCCGAACGCACCCCAAACCACCGUCGGCAGCGGCCGGAACAAGUUCCGGAGCUCGCCCCACAAACAGCUCGAAUGGGUCCCACUUUAUGGCCCAUUCACCACCCCCACCAGCAGCUAGUACCGGUUCGGGUGCGGCAUACAACGCCAGAUCGAACGGUCAGCCGGAUCUGCACUACGCGUCGUUGGAUUUGAACUCCCCCAAGCGGCCACCACCGCAGCCAGUGUUUCAGAACGGCCGGGCGUACCAGGAGGUGGUGUUUACGACACCACCGGAUCAACACACGAACCGCCCGCCGGCCAACUAUCAUCAGUAUUCGGACGACGAAGAACCGCUGACACCGUCGUACGCCAACGUUAACCUGCAGUCCCACACGCCGGAGAAGAAGCAACCGCAACCACCGCCGCCCCAACCGUACCGGCAUGGACCGCGCGCGUUGGUGGACGACACGGUGGACAGCAUCCGGCCGUACGAUAUGCCACUCACGAACGAUGACUUCCAGUACCAGUAUCCACUGCCACCGACGCUGAACAAUAUCUCCGGCUCGGGACCGAGAGGUGGUGGACCGGUGUCUUCUCCCAUGUCCUCCACGUCGUCCUCUUCCGCACGCUACACACACAACAUUGUGGCCCCGCCCGAGGCGGACUAUCAGAACAACACGAACUUUAAUAAAAUGUCUCCGGAGAAGUACGUUUCCCCGCCACCGGUAUCCCACCGGCCACCCGGUGGUAACGAUAUUAACUCCUAUCGAGCAACCGAACUCGGUGCGUCCAGUGGAGCUCAUCGCCGGCAGGAUAUGGCAGUCCAAAGAAACGCGAAUCCUAUCAACUACAACCUGUACGAUGAUGACGACAUCGAGGAGGCACUCGGGGCAACAUCGGGCGCCGGUGCAAGGAUGCAGUCCAGUGGGCUUCCUCCGGUGGCGGACCCACUGGGAGAAGCGGGUCCGAGCAGCAGCAGCAGCAGCAAUCGGUAUAUGAACGGUGGAGCGACUCCGAAAAACAUUUUCCAAUCGCAACAACCGCACGGAGCGGGUGGUGGCGUGAUCUACCAGAACCAUCCGCAUUCGUCCCAUGCCUCACCGAGUCACUCGAAAAAUAGCAGCUACGAUAAGACGGAUCGCAUACGAACGCUGCAAGAUUUGGGACUGGCGCCGGAUGAAAUACUUGAGAUCGAUAUGCGGCUCGAACAGGAACUGCGUGAUGCGGAGCUGGCCCGAAAACUGCAAGAAGAGGAAGGCGGUGAGCUUGACCAGGAGUUCAUCGACCGCAAGGUGGCAAUGGAGGCACAAGAUAAGGAGCUCGCUAAAAUGCUUCAGGAGCGUGAACGGGCCAAGGCAAAGCGUGCCCGCGAAAAGGCUCGCCUAAAGAAGGAGGCUCGAAUGCAACAGCAGCAGCAACAGCAACCACCGGAGGAGGGCAGUGGGCCCGAAGCUGGUGGUGACGGACAGGAGCAAACCGCUUCCGUUGAGGACACCGCGGGAGAUGCUUCGUACUCGAACCCGAUCGAUAUGCUGCAAAAUAUGCAACAGCAGCAGCUUCUGCAGCAACGAUCGAUGGGAGGUGGUGUGCCCUCGAGCUCACGGGCAUACUACGGUGCUCCGGUUCCCGCACCGACGGCGGCAGGGGAUGCGGUGGCACUUCAUAGCCAUCAUCGAACGCAGGGAAGCAUUUCAUCGCACGGAUCUGGUGGAAGCUAUAACCACCACCAUCAUCAGCAGCAGCUGCAACAAUCCAGUCCUCCGGGGGCCGUACCGAUCAGCGACGAAAACUACUCCAACCCCGUGGACAUGAUAAAGCAGCAGAAACAGCAACAGCAACAGUUGAUGAUGAUGCAACAGGUGCAGAGUCAGCAGCAGCAGCAGCAGCAGCAGCGCGUCGGACCGAAUCUCAAACUGUCCGCCAAUGUCCAGCGACUGGUGGAAAAUGGUCGAAAGGAGGACGAAAUCUACGUCCUACCCGUGUCGGAAGAUGAUCUACAAGGAGACCAGCAACGAAGUCCGCAAAGGGCGGCCGCAGCAGGAAACCGUUUAUUGGCAUCACCUGGUUCGAGGAAUCCAUAUUUGGAUGACAAUAUCGCGACGAAAAUCGAUCCGACUUUCCAAGGUUCCGGGUUGGGACCAUCGCCAACAUCAACUGCGACGAAUUCACUCAACUCCUCCACUGCCACAAACCAUCCAUCUCAACCUGACAUCCUGGAAUUCUCCGAUCCCGGUUCGUCUAGUCCAGUCCCGCCGUACAUGCCGAUCCAGGGAACGCGCCGCAACAACUCCGCCGACGGGAAGAAGCGCAAGUCGAAGGAACGCUGUGCUCAGCAGUGAUCAUCAAUGAUCGCGGUGGAAGGAUACGCAUUUGUUUUGCUUUUAAAUACUUUUGUGCUUCGGGAAUCGCGUUUAAAGAAGCAUCUUUUUCGAAUCUAAGCUGUAUUUAUACAAAAAAAACAGUAUCUGUAUGAAGGAGCGUUUUUUGUCGUAUUUUGUUUAAGUAUACACAUUGCUAAAGAGAAAGGGGAGAAAGUUUAAGGAGAUUAUAAAUCUACAACAAUAUUGCUAUUUAUCGAAGAUCGUUUAGCUUUGAUCGCUCAGAAGUCGCUUGAUCGAAUGUGUUUUUUUCUCCAGUGACACCGAUGCUUUAUUGAAUGAAAACGAAUAUAUUUUAUAA